Molecule: messenger RNA, 2067 nt
Organism: Lynx canadensis (Canada lynx)
Lineage: Eukaryota; Metazoa; Chordata; Mammalia; Carnivora; Felidae
Gene: PAWR
Product: pro-apoptotic WT1 regulator
Exons: 6
Coding region: 256-1287 (343 amino acids)
Biological process (GO): positive regulation of apoptotic process; apoptotic process
Cellular component (GO): cytoplasm
Source: RefSeq, a predicted model, not a curated record
GCUGUGCGGGGGCGGGGGGCUCCGAGACGGGUCGCGGGGGCAGCCCCUCAGGCCAGGCGAGGACCUUAACGCUUCCCUUCCCCGCCCCCUUUUGUGUUUCCCCUCAGACCCGCCGGCCGCUGGGGGAGCCGCGGCCGCCCCCGCGCCCGGGGGUCGUUCCCUCGCAUCCUCCGGGCCGCGGGAGGGCAGAGGCGGCGGCGGCCGGAGCCGGGCCGGGCGGCCUGAGGUGAGAGCCCGGCCGGCCCCGCUGGGAAUAUGGCGACCGGUGGCUACCGGACCGGCGGCAGCGGCGGCAGCACCACCGACUUCCUGGAGGAGUGGAAGGCGAAGCGCGAGAAGAUGCGCGCCAAGCAGAACCCCCCGGGCCCGGCCGCCCCGGGCGGGGGCAGCAGUGACGCGAGCGGGAAGCCCCCGGCGGGGGCUUUGGGCACCCCGGCCGCCGCCGCGGCCAACGAGCUCAACAACAACCUCCCGGGCGGCGCGGCCGCACCUGCCGCCCCCGGCUCCGGGGGCGUGAACUGCGCCGUGGGCCCCGCGGCGCUGCCCCGCUCCGCCCCCGGCCCCCGGCGGCCCGAGGACGAGCCGCCUCCCACCGCCGCGGCCGCGGUCUCCGCCUCGGGGGCACCGCCGGCCCGGGGCGACGACGAGGAGCGGGACGGCGCCCAGGACAAGGGCAAGAGCUCAGGCCCCAGUGCCAGGAAGGGCAAGGGGCAGAUCGAGAAGAGAAAGCUGCGCGAGAAGCGUCGCUCCACCGGCGUGGUCAACAUCCCCGCGGCAGAGUGCUUAGAUGAAUAUGAAGACGAUGAAGCAGGGCAGAAAGAGCGGAAACGAGAAGAUGCAAUUACACAACAGAACACGAUGCAGAAUGAAGCUGCCAGCUUAUUAGAUCCAGGCAGUUCUUAUCUGCUACAAGAGCCAUCUAGAACAGUUUCAGGCAGAUAUAAAAGCACAACUACUGCCUCUGAAGAAGAUGUCUCAAGUAGAUAUCCCCGAACAGAUAGAAGUGGGUUCAGCAGAUAUAAUAGGGAUGCAAAUGCUUCAGGUAAUUUGGUCUCAAGUAGCAUGUUGGAAAAGAAAAUUGAAGAUCUUGAAAAGGAAGUAGUAAGAGAAAGACAAGAAAACUUAAGACUUGUGAGACUAAUGCAAGAUAAAGAGGAAAUGAUUGGAAAACUCAAGGAAGAAAUUGAUUUGUUAAAUAGAGAUCUAGAUGACAUAGAAGAUGAAAAUGAACAACUAAAGCAAGAAAAUAAAACUCUUUUGAAAGUUGUUGGUCAGCUAACAAGGUAGAAGAUUCAAGUCCCAGUGUGGAAAAAAUAUUUUAGAACUACUGAUUGAAUGUUAUGGUUAAUGCUAGGAUAAUAUUCCUAUGCUGCAAUACAUUAAGUAUGUAUAUUUAUUUCUAGAAAACAGUGGAUGUUUAUUUUCAAGAUACUUCUUUUUCAUUAUUUCAUAAGAGUAUCAACCUUCAAUUUCACAAUUCAGUAACAUCUUUCAGUUAUUAAAAUGGCAGGUUAUGCCUCUUUUGGUUUUGUGUGGUAUUCAAAUAAUACAUGGUUUAAAGUCACAACCAUUUGAAAAAUUUUAUCUAUGGUAGUGUGUUUUCUCCCUGAAGGAAUAUACAUGGUCUUUGUUUACAUGAAUUCACAUACUUUUGGGGAGUUACUUGCAAAUGCCUUAUUACUGAUGUGUGCAAACUUUUAUGUGUUGUUGAUUCACUCAUAAACUCUUUUCUACCGUCAUUUGUUCUUUCAACUUAUUUUCAGCGAUUUAGAGAGUGUCACACCGUUUUGUGUAACGGUCAUCUUUAAAAAGGAAAGCUGUUAGGAAAAGUCACUUAAUACCAUGACUAGUUGGCUAAAGAAAAAAUGUUAGAGAAUACUUGAAUUGUGCUGCAGUACAUUAAAAUAUACAGUUUUGUAUCUGAAUGUUGAAAACAAAUUUAAAUCACUUCUGAAAACCAUACAAUUUUACAAUUUCAUUAUAAAAUUUCUUGGGUAGGUCCUACCUUUUUUAUUAUUUCAAGGUUUAUAAGUGAACAUGGGAUAUUAAAAAGUUGUUUAUUCAUCA